AUGAAGCUGCGCGAGAACGACAUCAAAUCAGCCGGUCUCACGCUCUUGUAUGAGCCAGACUGGCCCAUCGACCCGGUGGUUGACAUCAUUCUGGUCCAUGGUAUCGGGGGGCAUCCAGUUUUCACAUGGAAGCUCGAACGCCAGGGGCAGAUGCCAACGACACCAAAGACAACAACCACGCCCCGUUCGGGGACCAAGAGAAGGCUGACGAAAUCGCCGGCGGCGACGCCCUUGCUGAGAUCUAACUCGGAACCUCUGCUUCUUGCGCGAAACCAGCGGUCCCUGAGCAGAUCCAGGAUCCCGGCUGGGAAGAACUCGGCCGACUCCUCACCUCGAGUCGGCCUGGACCGAUUCGCCGAGCCAGGAAAGCCGGGCUCUCUAGGAAGAUCGAGGACCGUUCUGCGCAAGGCGUCGCCCAGGUUGUCACCAAGGGAAAGAGUUGCCGAGACCGGGACCGAUGAGCCUGGCCUAUGGGCAGCAGCAUCCGAUGUUGACGCGUACUGGCCCUUGGACUUCCUGCCGGCGUCGUGCCCCGGCGCGAGGGUAUUCACCUGGGGCUACCACACGCUCGUCAGCAACCGAAAGGCGCUCCUCCCUCAGGGUGAUAUCUUUGCCCAUGCCCAGGAACUAUUGAUCGAGCUCGCCAGCAGGCGCACGGCCCUGGGGGCCGCAGCGAGGCCGCUCCUCCGUCUCUCCGAAGCUGAGAGGGAUGGGCCGCUAAAGGAGAUCCUCCUGUCGACUUCCGCCGUCGUUUUCCUCGGUAGCCCGCAUCGUGGCACAGAACAUUGCAACUUGGGAGAUGCCGUCCAAAGCAUGGCCGUCGCCACUCUACACGCCGACCCGAGCGAUUCGCUUCUUCGCGAGGUAUGCGGAAUACGCGCGCUCGAGCUGGAGCUAGGCCGGCAAACAUUUGUGAAGCUUUGGAACGAGUACAACUUCAAGGUCAAGACGUUCCAGGAAUCGGUCAUUGCAAGCUAUCAGUACCCAGAACUGAGGGCGGAAACGACAAUACGGCGCCUGGCGAGCUUCAUCGGUGAUCCGAGGGAGAACCCAGAGACUAUUUAUGCGCUCCAUAACGAUAUCUGCAAGUUCGGAUCGGCCCAAGACCAGGGAUACCGCGCAUUGGUCAAGACCCUGGCGGCCAUCAUCACCACCGAAGAAGACGGACGCGCCUCGUUGAAUGCCAGAGAGACCGAAUGUCUGUUGGCUCUCAGCCACACGCAACCCGCAGUUCCCGAGCCAGUUCAAGCAAGGGCUUACCCUGGCACAUGCCUCUGGCUGUACGACCUGCACGAGUUCCAGACGUGGUGUCACCGUCAUGGGCCAAACAAGCAAAAGAUCCUGUGGAUAAGGGGAGAAUCAGGAUCCGGAAAGACGAUUUUACUAAGGUCGCUCCAGAAACGCCUCGAGAGACAAUGGGGCCCGGCAGGCGCCUCAUUCAUCUGGGUCGCCGCCGAGGCCGACGAUCUAACAGGAGGUGCCAACACCGGACACCGGCGUUCAAGCCCAGCCAGUAUUUACCGCAGCCUUCUCGCCCGGCUCUUCUUACAAGAUCCGUCCCUCCGAAAAGCCCUCCUUGCGCUGUACAACCAAACACGAGACGACCCGCAAACGUUUGAUGACGCCCAGAUCUCUGCCUUCUUCGCCGACUAUUAUGCCAACCAGACAGCCCGAGCACGGGCCCGGAGAACCUUCAUCUUCGUCGAGGUUUCUGACGAUGCGUGCCCGUCGUAUGUGCACGAGCUGCUCGGCCGCCUGUCUCAUCUUGCGCACAACUCCGACUUUAGCAUCUGUCUCGCGAGCGGCCACCAUCCAGAGAUCAUCCAAGAGGAGAACGUUAUCAGUAUUGCGAUGCAUCUGCGCAACGCCGAUGAUAUCCUGCGAUACGUCAAUCUGAACCUGAUUGCCGGGUGGCAAGAGCGGAAUCGGACGGUCAACAGGAUUGCCGAAAAAUCGACCGGCGUGUUUCUGUGGGCGGAGAUCGUAGUCAACAUACUGAACGCAGCCAUCAUGGAGGGUGCCACACGGGACAUGAUCGAGCAUACCGUGGAGGAAAUCCCCGGCGAUCUCUACGGCCUGUACGAGUGGAUGCUGUCGACCCUGAACGACCGAGAGCGGGCCGAGUCUCUUCUCCUCUUCCAAUGGGUGAUGCUCGCUGCGGAGCCCAUGCGGCUCAACGACCUGUUCCUCGCCAUCAGACUCACCGAGCCAGACCCCUUCGCCUUGUUCGAGCGGCUCGGUCCGCUAAUGGCGUUCGACAUUGGUAUGCCUUUCUCGAUGCGCGAGCUCCGCCAGCUCCGCAACUCCGAGAUCAGCUCCGACACGCCAUCCCAAUUCUACCGCUGGCUGCGCGCCCGCUCCAUCGGCCUCCUCGAGCUCAAAUCCGACAACGACCGCUGCCAAGGCCACCACCACGCCAACGAAACCCUUGGCCUGCAGCGCGUCUACCCCAUCCACCCUUCCGUCCGCAACUUCUUCCUCUCCGGCCGAGGCUUCGCUUGCCUCACGACCGGAAACCCGUCCAUCCCUUCCAGCUUGCCCCUCUCCGACUUUUUCGACAUCACCCACUACACCAUCCUCCGCGCCUGCCUCACCUACCUCAACAUGCGGGACUUCGAAGCCCUCGGCCACGGCUGCGCCCGCCGCAGCCGGCACAAGCCCUUCCCCCCCACCACCUCCUCCUCGUCCUCGUCCUCCUCCUCCUCCUCCCUAACAUCACCUUCCUCCCCCCGCCAGCGCCAGGACGUCCCAUUCGUCGAGACGACGACCCUCCACUGGUGGCACCCGCCGCCGACCGUCUCCUCGCAGCGCCACCUCGUCAUGUCGUCGUACCCGUUCCUGCGCUACGCCGUCGCCCACCUGCUGCACCACCUGCUCGCGCCCGUGCCGUUCCGCUACUUCCUGCCGCAGGCCGAGCUGCUGGCCGUCCUGGCCGCCAACCGGUUCCGCCUGUGGAAGCGCUGGACCUCGCUGCUGGGAACGUACGACCCGGACGUCAUCAUCGCCCUGCACGCGUCGCCGUCCCGGAUGGUAGCCGCGUGGCUGAGCCCCGUGUACGGGGCGCGGUAUCGGCUGGGGAGGGUGCUCAGGAAGGUGGCGCGGCUGGCGGCGAGCGACUCGUACAACACGCGCGCCGCUCGUCCCCCAAUGUACGCACUUGGCGGCCAUGCGCGCAGAACACUUCUCCCGCGCGCAAUGCGCCGCGUCUGCGCGCAGCAGGCCAAUUAUGCGGCGGCAUCCAAACCGAGCGCCACUUUGGAGUUGCCCAACGACAUCGCGGCGAGCCUUCAUAAGGACGGCUCCUGGGCGGCAAUGCGCGGCAAGCGCAAGGGCAAAAACACCGACAAGUACCGCGUCAACAUUGUCAGCGAGAAGCUGUGCGACGACACCCUGAACUACAUCAAAUCGACCUUGACCCGGCACGAGGGAUGCGAUCUCAUCGACAUCUUCCCGGGCGCCGGCGUCUGGAGCCAGAAGCUCAACGAUCUGCUCAGACCGCGCUCUCACAUCCUUAUGGAGCCCGACGAGGAAUUCUACAAGCCCUAUCUCCAACCACUUCUCGACCGGCCCGGCGCCCGGCUACUCCCCGAAUCCGGCAUCGUCUGGGAGCAGCUCAACAAGAUCCUGAGCCCAGAGGUGCUGCCGCACCAGGUCGAGCGCAGGUACAGCCCCAAGGAGAUGCCGGAGCGCAACGACACGCUACUCGUCACCAUGAAUCUGGCCAUGUACCCGAAGAGGAGGUUCCGAACCUUCGAAAGCCUCGCCCAGCUGGUUCUGUUUCAGGUGAUCUCCUCGAUCCGCCCCGGCGGCCUGUUCCAGAAGUACGGCCUCGUGCGCAUGCUCAUAUGGGCCGAGAACUCGGAGAAGAUGUCGAUGCUGCCGCGCACCGUCCAGCGGCGCAAGAAGAUGGCCAUCGAGGCAGAGAUUGCGACCGACUGGGUGUGCGAGAUCGUCGGCGGCGAGCAGGACAUCUCGACCAGCGGGCGCACCCCAGCCUGGUUCCAGCGCGACGAUGCUCUCGAUCUCGAGAGCACGAUGAAGACGGCGGAGCGGAUGCGCGCGGGCGGGUUUGAGAUGCUGCCGGGGAGGGAGCCGCAGCAUCUGCGCGAGUUCCUCGAGGUCGCAAAGCUCAACGACCCCGCCGCCUUCGCCAGCAAACACACGCACGAGCGGCCGUACAUGGCCGAGCUGGAAGCGCUCGAGGCCGCUUACUUAAAAGGGGAGCUUUCCACAAGCUCCAAGGAACACAAGCGAUACAAGAGCCUCCUAUACCUACGCAACCACACCCUCAGGCGCUCGGAGAUGAUUGUGAAGAUGAUGGAGGAGUACUACGCGAUCAUCCAAGCCUACAUCGACGCCGGCUCGAACGAGAAGCUCCUGGCCAAGGCGCGCAAGCGCGGGCAGGCGUGGGGCGAGCGGGCCAAUAGCCUCGAGCAGGCGGCCCGCAGCGACCUCCUCCUCCACCGCGACAACCUCCACAUCCUCCGGCAGGAAUCGCCCAUCCUGAACUGGGACCGCCGCUACGUCGAGCCCCUGCGAGCGACCCCCGCCGAGUUCUUCCCCCAGGUGCCCUGCACCCUUCUGGACAUCCAGCCCAAGGCGGUGCCCGGGAUCCUGCGCGACAUGGGCCAGCACUCGACGCGCGGGGGCGACACGUUCGACCUCAUCCUGCGCGGGCUCGUCCAGCGCCCGAUCGACCCGGUCACCAAGUCGCUCAACAGCAUCGCCGCCGGCGCCGGCGAGGGCAUCGUCCCGCGUUGCCCGAGCCUGCUCGAUCCCCGGAAGGGCGGGAUCCCGCCGGGCCUCCUCGAGCAGCCGACGCGGACGCUCAGCCAGAGCCAGAUGGUCGAAAUCGCCGAGGCCUGGAUGACCUGGCCGUUCCGGCCGAGCUAUUCGGAGCUGGUGUCCCGCACCCUUGAGGACAUGGAGAGUCCCGACGAGGAGGACGGGAAGUUUGCUAUGUCUGAAUAGAGAGGAGAGAGGGGGAAUUUCCAAAGUUGCACUCAAGACGGCACGGCAUGCAUGGCAAGGCGUAUAUGGGUAGACGGCGUUUUUCUGUACUAUGUAUAUAAGGGUGUAUCGCGGAGCAUAUGAGGCUCAGAUCUUUCCCCGGUGUUUCGGGGUGUGUAUAUCUGUUAAUGUAUGUACAAGUAUCACAACCAACAGUCUCCAUGGU
Molecule: messenger RNA, 5176 nt
Organism: Thermothelomyces thermophilus ATCC 42464
Lineage: Eukaryota; Fungi; Ascomycota; Sordariomycetes; Sordariales; Chaetomiaceae
Exons: 8
Coding region: 1-4971 (1656 amino acids)
Source: RefSeq, a predicted model, not a curated record